This is a messenger RNA of Cokeromyces recurvatus, 1116 nucleotides long. RefSeq names its product cornichon protein-domain-containing protein. The transcript has 11 exons. The record is from RefSeq and is a predicted model, not a curated record. Gene Ontology annotation, cellular component: nucleus; cytosol; proteasome regulatory particle, lid subcomplex. Gene Ontology annotation, biological process: proteasome-mediated ubiquitin-dependent protein catabolic process; vesicle-mediated transport. The coding region runs from base 1 to 1116 and encodes 371 amino acids. Lineage: Eukaryota; Fungi; Mucoromycota; Mucoromycetes; Mucorales; Mucoraceae.
AUGAGUUCAUCUUCUCCUAAUCUUCAAAAAGUUGGACAAUGUCUUACACAAGCCAAGAUUGUUUUAAUUGAACUUGGUGCCUAUGUUCCUGUUGCUGGAAAGACAGAUCCUAAAGUGUUAGUUACUGCUCGUGAAAUUCUUGAAAUAGGUGCUUAUUAUAGUGUUCGCAACAAAGACAUUGGCUCAUUUGAAAGAUAUAUUUCACAACUUAAUACAUACUAUCAUGACCUUGCAUCUGUUCUUCCUCCUUCAGAGCAAAUGUAUCCACUUAUUGGACUUAAUUUACUUCGAUUACUAUCACAAAAUAGAUUAUCUGAUUUUCAUACAGUACUUGAAACAAUUGAUCUCGAUCAAUUACAUUCUAAUCAAUUUAUUAAACAAGCCGUAGAUUUAGAACAAUUUUUAAUGGAAGGCAGCUAUAAUAAAGUUUGGAGUACAAGAAGUACUGUUCAAGGUGAAGAGUUUAUGUUUUUCUAUGAUAUUUUGAUUAGUACUAUCAGACAUGAGAUUGCUAGUUGUAGUGAAAGAGCUUAUGAAUAUCUUCCUUUGAAUGAUGCUAGUACUUUAUUGUUCUUGAGAAAUACAGAAGAAUUAUUAAAUUUUGCAAAUGAGCGUGGUUGGAAGGUGAAUCCUGUUGAACAAAAAGUUUACUUUGCUACUGAAGAUGACAAUGUAGUUGAAAUUCCUCAAGAACAAAUCAUCACACGUACAUUAUGUUAUGCUAGAGAACUUGAACUCAUUAUGGCUGCAAUACUCUUAUUUAUGAUGGUCUUUUUUGUCAUUAUGUUUUCAGAUUUAGAAUGCGAUUAUAUCAAUCCUAUUGACUUGUGUAAUAAAUUAAAUCAGUAUGUUUUACCUGAAAUGGGAGCACAUGCGUUUUUGUUUGCUUUAUUUCUCGUGAAUGGAAGUUGGAUAGCUUUACUCUUAAACUUACCUUUGGCUGUUUACAACGUUAGAAAAGUUAUGAAUGGACGCCAUAUGUAUGAUGCUACCGAAAUAUUCCGUACUUUAUCACAACAUAAAAAAGAAUGCUUUUUUAAGCUUGGAUUCUAUUUAAUUUGUUUCUUUUAUUAUCUGUAUCGUAUGAUUGUUGCUUUAAUUGCUGCUGAUUUAUAA